AUGGCUGUGCUGCUGCUCGUCCAGUGCACAGCGCAAGCAGCGAGUGAUCAGAAGCCCCUAGUCUCAAGAAUCACCCAGGAUUUCAACACCUCCCUCUACACCGUCUCCAUCAAGAACGGCGCGCCGCUCGUCGUCGACCUCGCCGGCUCGCUCGUCUGGUCGACGUGCCCGUCCACGCACAGCACCGUGCCGUGUCAAUCCGGUACGUGCGGCGCGGCCAGCCAGCAGGGACCGCCUCGCUGCCGGUACGUCGACGGCGGCUGGUUCUGGUCCGGCCGCGAGCCAGGGUCGCGCUGCGUGUGCACCGCUCACCCGUUCAACCCGGUCACCGGCAAGUGCUCCACCGGCGAUCUCACGGGCUUCGCCAUGUCGGCCAACACGACCAACGGCACUGACCUGCUGUACCCGGAGGCGCUCACCGCCGUCGGCGCGUGCGCGCCCGAGCGGCUGCUGGCGUCGCUGCCCCAGGCGGCCGCCGGCGUCGCGGGGUUCUCCGCGACGCCGCUCUCGCUGCCGUCGCAGCUCGCCGCGCAGCGCGGCUUCGGCAACAGGUUCGCCCUGUGCCUGCCGGUGUUCGCGGCGUUCGGCGACACGCCGGUGUACCUGCCGAACUACAAUCCGUCCGGGCCCUUCGACUACACGAAGAGGAUCCAGCAAACCCCGUUCCUGACGAACCCAAGAACCCCCGGCUACUACCUCCCCGUCAAAGGCAUCUCCGUGUCGUGGCGCGGCCCCAGCGUCCCGGUCUCCCUGCCCGCCGGCGCGCUCGACCUCGACGUCCGCACGGGCCGCGGCGGCGUCGUGCUGAGCACGGUGACGCCGAACGCGGUCAUGCGCCCCGACGUGUUCCGCGCCUUCGCCAAGGCGUUCGACACGGUCGUCGUCAGGGACUCGGGAGGCAGGAUGGCGCGGGAGGCGCCCGGCCACCGGCGGUUCGAGCUUUGUUACGGCGGCGCCGGUGGCACCAGCUUCACCUUCCCGAUGAUGAAGUGGACGGGGAUCGACGCGCCGGCGAUCACGCUGCAGCUGGGCGCCGGAGCCACGGGUAACUGGACCAUACUCAACAGCAACUACCUACGAGAGUGGUCGUGCGUCGGGGUCGUCGAGAUGGGGCCGGAGGGCAUGCCGGUGGACGGCGAGCCGGCCGUCGUGCUCGGCGGGGUGCAGCUGGAGAACGUCCUGCUGGUGUUCGAUCUGGACAAGCGCACGCUCGGAUUCAGCCGGCUACUGGAGUGGGACCUGACGAGUUGUUACAGCGCAACCAUGUUUCGAUACAAGCUGCCCACAACUCAACCAUGA
Molecule: messenger RNA, 1299 nt
Organism: Oryza brachyantha (malo sina)
Lineage: Eukaryota; Viridiplantae; Streptophyta; Magnoliopsida; Poales; Poaceae
Product: chitinase CLP-like
Exons: 2
Coding region: 1-1299 (432 amino acids)
Biological process (GO): proteolysis
Molecular function (GO): aspartic-type endopeptidase activity
Source: RefSeq, a predicted model, not a curated record